GGGCAAGCCAGGGCAGCGGGAAGAGGGUAACAGCAGCUGAGGUCUCACUUGGGCCAGAAGAAGCAACCAGAGUGCCGAUGCUGAGUCAGAGAGGCGGCGGACUCCCCCUUCCCAUGAGCACCCUGCAGGAACCAUGGAGGAGCUAGAGCACACCUGCCCCCAGCCGCGCACAACGCUGACGGAACCUGCCAUUUUCGCCAAGGAGACGAGCUGCGAGUGCCGUGCUCCUCACGAGAAGCUGAGUAUCGCGCAGGCCCGCCUCGGCACGCCAGCUGACCGGCCAGUGCGAGUGUAUGCAGACGGGAUCUUUGACCUCUUCCACUCCGGCCACGCUCGUGCGUUGAUGCAGGCCAAGAACCUGUUCCCCAACGGAUACCUGAUAGUGGGAGUGUGCAGUGACGAGCUCACACACAAGUACAAGGGCUUCACUGUGAUGACGGAGGAGGAGCGCUACGAGGCGCUGAGGCACUGCCGGUACGUGGACGAGGUGGUGCGAGACGCACCCUGGACCAUCACUGCAGACUUCUUGGAGAAACACAAGAUUGACUUUGUGGCCCACGACGACAUCCCGUACUCCUCCGCAGGCUCCGAGGACGUUUACGAGCACAUCAAAGAGGCAGGUAUGUUUGUACCCACCCAGCGGACGGAAGGCAUCUCCACUUCUGACAUCAUUACCCGCAUUGUGCGCGACUACGACGUCUAUGCCAGGCGCAACCUGCAGAGGGGCUACACAGCCAAAGAGCUCAACGUCAGCUACAUUAACGAGAAGAAGUACCGGCUGCAGAAUCAGGUGGACAGGAUGAAGGAGAAGGUGAAGACGGUAGAGGAGAGGUCCAAGCACUUUGUGUACAGAGUGGAGGAGAAGAGCCACGACCUCAUCCAGAAGUGGGAGGAGAAGUCGCGGGAGUUCAUUGGGAACUUCCUGGAACUGUUCGGCCCCGACGGAGCCUGGAAGCAGAUGUUCCAGGAGAGAAGCGGGCGCAUGAUUCAGGCCCUGUCACCCCAGCAGUCGCCCAGCGGCAGUCCCACGGCGGGACGAUCUCCAUCCCGCUCGCCUUCACCCCCAUCCCACUGGCCACCUUCGUCCCCUAAGGGAGCCUCAGCCUCCAUCAGCAGCAUGAGCGAGGGAGAUGACGACGACAAACUUAUGGACCCGACCACGCUACACUCGUCAUCCUCCUGCAAUGCGCACAAAUACCCAGAGCACCGGCGCUGACUGGAUUCCGCAGACUGACCAAGGUGCUGGCGUGCGGGACGGAGGGGAACCGGGAUGCGAUGGGCCUUCGCGUCCCGUCGGCCGUCGAGCGAACCACGGCGACUGGGCGACCGGCGCACUGAGUUGAGAUGAGAGAGAAGCCUCAAGGAGUCCAGCUCAGCCCCAUUAUCGUUUUGCACAGUUUGCCCGGUAUGAUCCUAUGUGUAAGGGCCAAAAAGGGGAUUUUUUUCGAAAGACAGAGAAGACCUGAGGUUUGCUUGUUUCCCGUUUACCUCGUAGUCGCUUAUUCGUCAGCGUGUAAACUUCAGUAUGUCGUCGCUAAAUAACGUUUGCUUGGCACUCUUGAAGCACUCGCUGUGCUUUUUACUUCGUGUACAGGAUGAACAGGAUGAGUAGCGGUACGAAAGCAGCCUGAGAUGCAGUGUGGUGAGUGGGGAAAGGCCUCGCUGUGGCCGCUCAGAAUGGAAGCGCUCGUGUUUGAGGUGGAGAAGUGGAGGGCUCAUCUCCGUACCUCGUUCACAUUCCAUUGUUGCUCGUUUUCAAGCGCGUUCUGCCCAAAUGUUAGGUAAGGAAGUUGUACAAGUAUGAAAGAAGAGGCUGUGGGCAGUUCACGUGUCACAUUGCCACGAGUCCAGUACCUGGGGACUCCUGACCGUGGGAAAACAUCUGGAACUCCACACCUGAAAUGAAUUUGAGUGACAUGAGGAGUGGCGGACGGGGGGCGCGGUGGGUCGGACCGGGUCCUGCUCUCCGGUGGGUCUAG
Messenger RNA from Scleropages formosus (Asian bonytongue), 1979 nucleotides. RefSeq names its product phosphate cytidylyltransferase 1B, choline a (gene pcyt1ba). The coding region runs from base 134 to 1216 and encodes 360 amino acids. Gene Ontology annotation, molecular function: choline-phosphate cytidylyltransferase activity; phosphatidylcholine binding. Gene Ontology annotation, biological process: CDP-choline pathway. The transcript is spliced from 9 exons. Lineage: Eukaryota; Metazoa; Chordata; Actinopteri; Osteoglossiformes; Osteoglossidae. The record is from RefSeq and is a predicted model, not a curated record.